Panicum virgatum (switchgrass) is the source of this 1404-nucleotide messenger RNA. RefSeq lists its product as uncharacterized. The record is from RefSeq and is a predicted model, not a curated record. The transcript has 2 exons. Lineage: Eukaryota; Viridiplantae; Streptophyta; Magnoliopsida; Poales; Poaceae. The coding region runs from base 155 to 982 and encodes 275 amino acids.
CAAGGUUCGAAAAAGCGCGAUUAAGCGCGGUUAAGCGCUGAGCGGAGGGUCAGCGCGUCGCUUAGCAGCUAAGCGCUCAAUUAAGCGUGGCGCGCGCUUAAUCGAGCGCGUAAUCGCGCAUAGGCUCGGUUACGCGCGAGGCGCGCGCGUAACCAUGCGGAAAAGCGCCGCACGCGAGCAAAGAAGGGGAGAAAGAGGCCGCAGGCGCGCCGCGCGGGAAAAAUUGGCGAGCAGGCGGGCGGGAAGGGCGCGCAGGCGGGAAGGGCGGGAAGGGCGCGCAGGCGGGCGGGAAGGGCGCGCAGGCGGGAAGGGCGGGUGGAUUAGUCGAAGGCCAAUCGAUGUGCCUCCAAUCCACUAUUCUCUCUCAUCUCUCCGCGGAACUGCUGCGUCCGCCCCUCCGCCGCGGCCACCCCUCCGCCACGGGCCUGCCCCUGCAGUCGCCGCUGGCGUGCCGCGUCCGCCGCGAGCCUCCUCCACCGCGUCUACUCUGCUCCUCUGCUCCGCGACCCACCCUCAGGCUUCAGCCUUCAGGAUGUCUGAGACAGAGAGUGCUGCUGCUGAUGUUGCUGCUGUUGAUGUUGCUGCUGAUCCUGAGAGUCAUCUUAAGAGGAAAUCAAAUGAUAUUGGAUGGCAGUGGGGAAGGCUAUUUGAUCCAAACAACUAUAGUAAAGUGAAGUGCCUUCUUUGCGGCCAUGAGAGCUCAGGAGGCAUUAAUCGAUUCAAGCAGCACCUUGCAUGUGAAGGGACUGGUGUUCUCCAUUGCCCAAAAGCAACACCUGAAAUCAAACAAAAGUGCAAAGAAGAUCUUGAUAGACCAAGAAAGAAGAAAAGAGAUAAGGCGCAGGCAGAGGCAGAUUUGAGAGGUGGUGUGGUGAUUGCAGGAAGAGAAGGAAAUACCAGAUGUGAAGUCAAGAAAGGGAAAGGAUGCAACAGCCACUAUGUUGAGUACUCCUUUCUGGAAGAGUGUAGCACUUUGCCUUAAGGUUUUUGAACCUUUGGUGAGACUACUUCGUUUGGUUGAUGGGGAUGUCAAGCCAGCCAUGGAUUUCCUGUAUGGAGAGCUAAUUAAGGGAAAGAAGGAGGUUAAGGAGGCCUUUGGCAAUGUGGAGAAGAACUACAAGGAUGUCAUGGCUAUUGUUGACAAGAAGAUGAAGAACAGACUUGAUUCUCCCUUGCAUGUUGCUGCAUACAUGCUGAAUCCAUACUACUAUAAAGAAGCUUCCAUCUUUGAUGAUCCAAAUGUUAUGGAAAAGUUCAUGCUUUGUUGUGAGACAUACUUUAAAGGUGAUGAAGAGAAAGAGUACUUGGCUGUGAAUGAAGAUUUUGACAAGUUUCGGACGAGGCAAGGUUCCUUUGGAAAGAAGAUGGCAAGAAGCUGCGAAAAAUUUGAAUUUAGUCCUGGUA